Filobasidium floriforme is the source of this 720-nucleotide messenger RNA. Its product is annotated as galactose-binding domain-like protein. Gene Ontology annotation, cellular component: nucleus. NCBI's taxonomy places the organism in Eukaryota, Fungi, Basidiomycota, Tremellomycetes, Filobasidiales, Filobasidiaceae. The transcript is spliced from 5 exons. The record is from RefSeq and is a predicted model, not a curated record. The coding region runs from base 1 to 720 and encodes 239 amino acids.
AUGUCGUGCCAAGACGAUAUCACGGCAGUGGACCUCUCCUCGGGCGUGGCGGUCGACGUGCUCGAACGAGUCUCGGCUGGAUCAGGGAGGGACGAGAACCUAUGGUCGUUUAUCGACAUCAACAAUAUCACUGGCACUAACCUGGAAGACCCGGAAAAGGCUCAGAAGAUCGUCAAGACCUGGGAUGAGAGGCACAAUAUGGAGAUCUUUUGCGAUAGUGGCGUCGAUGAUCAGAUGAUCAUUCAUAUCCCAUUCAUACAUUCACUUCGCUUAAGAUCGCUCCUUCUCCUCCCGCCACCGGUGACCAACUCGUACCGCCCGACCCGGAUACGCCUGUAUACCAACCUCGCCCAACCCCCUUCCUUUAGCGAUAUCGAGGACGGCUUGACCCCGAUACAAGAUUUGAACCUGUCACAGAGUCCUAGUCUGUGGCAAGCUGGAGUAGACAGCGAAGGCAGGGCCGAAGGAGGAAGGAGGGAGGUAGAGGAAUGGCCGUUGAAGGUACAGAAGAUGGCUAGUGUCUGGAGUGUGACCUUGAUGAUCUCCGACUCGGAAGGUGGCGACAAGUCACGCCUGUUCUACAUCGGUUUCAAGGGUGAAUCCCGAAACCCUCGAGCGGCCGAGACCAACACGCCCGCAGUACCCGCUGCUCAAGGUGCAGACGCUCCGGUCGAACAGCUGGCAGAGAAGAAGGGAGCGGGUCACAGUGCUGUGCGAUGA